AUGUUCAGCACCCACCAGAACUUGGAUCCCGCCUUGGCUAGAAGGUUGGCAGAUAUGGAGGCCAUCAUUCAACGAAUCCCAGGAGUUUCGGCUCCGAUAAAGAAAAGUGCAGAGAGUUGUUACGCCGACUCCCCUUUCGUGGAUAAGAUAGCUUUGGUGGAGAUGCCCAGGAAGUUCAUCUUUCCACACAUGAAGAGGUUUGACGGCGUAUCCGACCUAGACGACCAUAUAGCUCAAUACCGUCAAAGAAUGUUCACCGUUGCUAUUCCUCGUGACAUGAGGGAGUAUGCAAGCAGCAGGAAAUUAGAAAAAAUCUCAGAAGACUUGUACGCUAUUGUCCAAAGGCAUGACGAACCUCUUCGGGACUACAUCGGACGCUUCAACAAAGAGAAAGUAUCAAUCACCAACUGCAGCGAACAAACCGCCGUCACGACCUUCCGUAAGGGCCUUCUGCUAGGAUCAGACUUAUACAAGACCCUUACAAAGUAUCCAUGCAAGACCAUGGAAGACAUGUUGAUCCAGGCUUGGGCUCAAAUUAAAUGGGAGGAGGACCAGUACAACAGGCAGAGAGUCUUCCCGCCAGAGAGACCUGAAAGAGACUACAGGGUAGACAGGAGGUCCGGCCGUGACAGUCGUGACAGACGAACUGAGCCCUACACUCCUCAAAGAGGAAACAAAGGGCGAAGGGAUUACGAUCAAGCGCCAAGUACGCGCCCGCGUGAAAGAGCGAAACUCCCAGAAUACCUUCUGUCCAUUUCACCCGUGGAGGCUGUAACAGCUUUGAUGAACCUUGGCGAUAAAGUCAGAUGGCUGGAGAAAAUGAGAGCUCCUCCCGACCAAAGAGACAGAUCAAAAUGGUGUGAUUUCCAUAGUGACCACGGUCACCACACGGAUGUAUGCAUUGCGCUCAGACUGGAGGUGGCAAACUUAUUGAAAAAAGGGCACCUCACCGAUCAUUUGACCGACAAAGGCAGACAGACCCUGCAACAGGCAAGGAAAAGAACAGAAAAGCACAGGGACGAUGCCCCGCCAAGCCCACCACAUCAUGAGAUAACUGUGAACGUAAUAUUUGGAGGUUCCGAAGUCAGCGGAGUCACUCACUCAGCCGCGAAGAGACACACUAGACAGGCUAGAUCAAGUAAAUCAGGAACUUCAGGCAAAGUGGGACCAACGGAUCCAACUCUAACAAUCAGUUUUGCAGCAUCCGAAUCAGACAAGCUUCUACACCCUCAUCAUGAUGCUUAA
Salvia miltiorrhiza (redroot sage) is the source of this 1245-nucleotide messenger RNA. RefSeq lists its product as uncharacterized. The record is from RefSeq and is a predicted model, not a curated record. The coding region runs from base 1 to 1245 and encodes 414 amino acids. The transcript is spliced from 2 exons. Lineage: Eukaryota; Viridiplantae; Streptophyta; Magnoliopsida; Lamiales; Lamiaceae.